Messenger RNA from Trichosurus vulpecula (common brushtail), 2100 nucleotides. RefSeq names its product tumor susceptibility 101 (gene TSG101). Gene Ontology annotation, molecular function: ubiquitin binding. NCBI's taxonomy places the organism in Eukaryota, Metazoa, Chordata, Mammalia, Diprotodontia, Phalangeridae. Gene Ontology annotation, biological process: endosome to lysosome transport; protein modification process; protein transport. Gene Ontology annotation, cellular component: ESCRT I complex. The transcript is spliced from 8 exons. The coding region runs from base 180 to 1406 and encodes 408 amino acids. The record is from RefSeq and is a predicted model, not a curated record.
GGAAGGGCCCGCCCUAUUCGCCCACUUCCUGUUGAUCAAAGGGGAGGCGGAGGCGGAGGAAGCCGAAGGGGGGUGUGGAGGGCGGGGUGGCCGAGGCCGGGCGCGUCGAUUGUGUAGGGCGGCCUGGCGCAGCGCCCGAGCGGCUGAGCUUGUGGGCCUGGGGGCGCGAGGUGGCCGUCAUGGCGGUGCCGGAGAGCCAGCUGAAGAAAAUGCUGAGCAAGUACAAGUACCGAGACCUAACUGUACGGGAAACUGUCAAUGUUAUUACACUGUACAAGGAUCUCAAACCGGUACUGGAUUCUUAUGUCUUUAAUGAUGGCAAUUCUAGGGAGCUAAUGAGCCUUACUGGAACAAUUCCUGUGCCUUAUAGAGGUAACAUAUACAAUAUCCCAAUAUGCCUGUGGCUUCUGGACACAUAUCCGUAUAAUCCCCCUAUCUGUUUUGUUAAGCCUACUAGUUCGAUGACCAUUAAAACAGGGAAGCAUGUUGAUGCAAAUGGAAAGAUCUAUCUUCCUUAUUUACAUGAGUGGAAGCAUCCACAGUCUGACUUACUGGGUCUGAUUCAAGUAAUGAUUGUGGUGUUUGGAGAGGAGCCUCCAGUGUUUUCACGCCCUACUGUUUCAGCCUCCUAUCCACCAUACCAAGCAACAGGACCACCAAAUACUUCCUAUAUGCCAGGUAUUUCAAGUGGAAUGACUUCAUACCCGCCUGGACACCCUCCCAAUCCCAGUGGUUUCCCAGGUUAUCCUUACCCACCACCAGGUGGACAGUACCCUCCAACCACAAGUUCUCAAUACCCUUCCCAGCCUCCUGUGACCACUGUUGCAGAUGCCAGAAGAAAGCAGAAGCAGGUAUGGAUUUGUGGUCAUUCGUAUGUUUUCUGGGCAGAAAAACGGGCACUCAAGAGAAGCUUUGGUCCACAGCUGGGCAUUCGAAUGGAGGAUGCCAAACUCCACUGGCUAGGAAAGAGUGGCAUGAUGUGGGAUCAGUUAAUACCCACCUUGAUUCAUGCUCGGCGGCAUCUCCCAGAUCCUGAUGUGCUUGUGAUACACCUGGGUGGCAAUGAUCUGGGAGCAAUAAGAUUGUUGGAUAUUAUGAUCCGAAUUAAGAAAGAUUUAGGAUUUAUCAAGCAGAUGUUCAAGAACGUCAUUUUAGUGUGGUCCAACAUUGUGCCCCGAAAAGCAUGGAACCAAGAAAAACCUCAGAAGGUUAUGUAUAAAUGUAUGAAGAGGGUCAAUCUAGAAAUGAGCAACUUUAUGAAGACCAUCGGAGGAUGCGUUAUCAAGCAUGACACUCUUGUACCAGCAUCUCCAGGUUUAUUCCAUCUAGAUGGUGUCCUUUUAUCAGAGAGUGGUACCGAUGUCUUCAACCUGGAUUUGCUUAGUGUUUUGGAAACUCUGAUUUAACUGAGGGAAUCUGGGGGGAGGGGGGAGUAAGGGGGAGGAAAGAAAGGCUAAAAGGAGCACUUCUGGCUGACCCAAAGUAGGAAAAUGUUUGGACACCUCAGGAGGAUUUCCCACUAAAACAAGGGUAACUUUUGCCCUUGGAGAGACUAUUAUGCCUACAACAUAUCUAAAGGGACAGUUUUUUGGACUGAUUUAAUUCCUGGAAGGUUUGGUGGUGCUUCUGGCCAAAAUGGCAGAAAGCAUUGAUUUCUCCUUUGUUACAGUAGAAUGCUAUACCCAAAUGGAAAGUUGUGUUUUCUAACCGGACCUGUUUGAUAUGAUUUUUUAAAAAUUUCUUUUCUUUUUGGUGUAUGGAGUAAUGCUUGUAAUUUAUUUAAAGAGAUAUUGUCAAAUAGGUUAGGCCUCAUAUUUUUACAUACAGAUCUUUUUGGUAUGUCCUGAGUUAACAAAUAACUACUUGGUGUUGGAAACCUAUUUUGAGUGUCCUGAAACAUAUGGUGUCUACUUUUUAUAAUUUCUCUUUGACACUAAAAAAAAAGGUUUGUUUCUCUACCAUUUUGUCCUCUAUUCCAGUUGCAUAAUCCCCCUGUUUCUGACAUAACUUUAGCAUACUUUGGAGCUGGGUUUUGUUUUGUUAUUCACCAGUAUAACAAUAAUGGCAUUUAAGCUCUGGCAAUAGAGUAUUGAGUAGUCA